This is a messenger RNA of Nymphalis io (European peacock), 2121 nucleotides long. RefSeq names its product 2-acylglycerol O-acyltransferase 2-A-like. Gene Ontology annotation, molecular function: diacylglycerol O-acyltransferase activity. Gene Ontology annotation, cellular component: endoplasmic reticulum membrane. The transcript has 5 exons. The coding region runs from base 139 to 1197 and encodes 352 amino acids. The record is from RefSeq and is a predicted model, not a curated record. NCBI's taxonomy places the organism in Eukaryota, Metazoa, Arthropoda, Insecta, Lepidoptera, Nymphalidae. Gene Ontology annotation, biological process: triglyceride biosynthetic process.
AAACGUCACCGGCGACUACCUACAUACACAUUAUUCUAAUCACAGAAUUCUGUGUUUAGUAGUAUCACAGACCCGAAGUGAAAUGGAAGUAUGUUCGAAGUGUUAGUGAAUAAAAGUACGUAAAUAAGUGUUUACGAGAUGAUAGACACAGUUGUAAAUAUAUUUCAAGCAAUCUCAAACGCUUUGGGUAUAGAAUGGGCGCCACUCCACCUGCCUUUAGCUCGUAGGCUGCAGACCUUAGCGGCGACAGCCUGGAUAUGUCUUGUAUUAUUUGGAGAAGCCAGCUGUAUCUUCCUAUACGUUCAGCUUUUGUAUUCUUCGUAUUGGUGGUUAGCGCUGCUAUAUGGAGUGUGGUUAUUGAAUGACCUUGACGUUUGCAACAGAGGUGGUAGAAUAGUAGAUUGGGUGAGAAAUUGGUCAUUGUGGCGCUACUACCGGGAUUAUUUUCCGAUAAACUUGGUUAAAACCGCCGAAUUGGAUACCUCGAAGAACUACCUAUUCGCGUGCUUUCCCCAUGGCGUAGUCUGCUCUGGAGCUUUCGGUGCGUUUGCCACUAAUGCAUUAGAUUUCUACAAAGUUUUUCCAGGCAUGACAUGCAGCAUGAUUACUCUGGGAGGCCAUUUUAGAGUACCAUUAUUUAGAGACCUGGUACUUGCUUUGGGUGGUUGCGCGUCUUCUCAAGAGAGCUUGCUAUAUCUUCUUGAUAAGAAUAAAAACAAAGGAAAAUGUGUGGUUCUUUUUGUCGGAGGAGCUGCAGAAGCGUUAGAUUCGCAUCCUGGAGAAUAUAAAGUGAUCUUGAGCAGAAGAAAAGGCUUCGUUCGUGUUGCCAUGAAAUCUGGGGCACCACUAGUACCAGUCUUCUCAUUCGGGGAAACCGACGUAUACCGUCCACUAAACAACAGCGAAGACAGCUUGCUCCGCAAGUUCCAGGAGAAAGUGCGUCAGAUCACGGGUAUAUCACCAGUGUUUCCGAUAGGGAGAGGUAUAUUCCAGUACUCAUUUGGAGUGCUUCCUCUUAGAUCGCCCAUCACUACAGUUGUUGGUGCGCCAAUGGAGAUAGAGAAGAACUUAGACCCGACCGAUGCAGAAGUGGACGCAGUACACGCGGAGUUCACGCAAAGAUUAAUCAAUCUCUUCGAAUCUGAAAAAUCGAAGUACUUAACGGACCACAAGAAUAGACGUCUCGUUAUAACCUAGAAAUCACUAGCAGCGAAUAUGUUCAUUAUACAAGACUGUGAUUAAAUAAACGAACAGGGAUCCAAUUCUACUAAUUUAUAACGGUUACAAUACGUUCCCGAUUCAAUUUCAAUCCAUCUUUAGCUGGUAUAUGUAUAUUCUCUGUCUACAUGUGUUUACUAACUGUUUACCCCAAAUAAAAGAACGGCAUAUUUUUUCUCCUUUCAAAUUACUUAAGCGAUUGUAUGCAAUAUAAUCGGCAACAGUGUUAUUUUUUUUUACGAUUUAGUGGUUAAGAAUGUACAGCGAGAGGAGCGAUCGCUCUUGGCGCCAAAUAGCAAGGGAUGGGAAAAUGUCAAAAACAAUUUCCAGAGGUACAUUGUUGGCGUUUUUGAUUUUAUAAAUAUGGUUAUUAUUAUUUAUAUAACGUUAACUGAGAUGCAAUUUCUGUAAAGUCAAAGCGUCGACCAAAGGGCGCUGGGAGACAAUCUCGUUGCAGCCUGAUCAAGGGCGAGGGCCGCUGAGAAUGUGCCCGUGCAGAUAACAAAAAGUAAAGAUGUGAUUAUGGUAGUGUGGUUAAUGAAGACGACGCCAUUAUCGAUCAAAUUCCGUCUGCACUGAUUGUAUCUAUUAAAUUAAAUUCUUUUACAAAUUAUUAGCUUCGAUGUGUUAGUGUUAUAUAAAUAUUUCUACGUCAUACGUAGAUUCGUUUUUUGUUGUUAUUUCCUGAAUUAAUAAACCUUAUUAUAUUCCAAUUUCAAAUUUUGCGCUAGAACAAAAAAAAGUAAUAAAAUAUGUUAUCUUUUAAAAGUGUAUAUUUCCGCACGUUAUUAUUUAUUUUAUAAAGGAUUUUUGUUUAUAUAACCUCCACAUAUGAAAUACUUAAAUGAAAUAAAUAUAUGUAAUUAUAACAAUGUACUGUAAUGUAUGGGUACUCGAAUGUGU